Messenger RNA from Penicillium diatomitis, 480 nucleotides. RefSeq names its product VOC family protein. The transcript has a single exon. The record is from RefSeq and is a predicted model, not a curated record. Bases 1 to 480 code for a protein of 159 amino acids. NCBI's taxonomy places the organism in Eukaryota, Fungi, Ascomycota, Eurotiomycetes, Eurotiales, Aspergillaceae.
AUGACUCCCACCAAGCAGUCAAGGGACGCAUCCCCACCCAUUUCCGCGCAGCGUGGUACAGGGAGCCGUCCGACACCAACAAGUCAUAUUCGCAUUGCUCGGCCAUCGCGGUCGCUCGCCGCUGCCGAGCGCUUUUGGAAAGAUGGACUCGGCCUCCACGUGCUUUGGCGUGCACAGCCAGCCGAAGCGAUCGAAGGUGGCCAUGAACUGCUCAUGCUGGGCUGGCCCGAAGCUUCAUGGCACCUUGAGCUAGUGCAGCUGCAUGAUCGUGACGGUCCAGAUAUGCAGCCACACCCAACCGAGGAGGAUUUGCUGGUGAUAUACCUUGAUGGCCCUGUCGAUCCUGCUUUUGUGGAUGAAAUGGUCGCCGCUGGAGGAAAGAGAGUGGCAUCCCCGAACCCGUAUUGGAAUACAUGGGGUGUCACUCUUGAAGAUCCCGAUGGCUAUCGACUUGUGUUGUGUAAAAGACGGUGGAAAUAA